Messenger RNA from Leptopilina boulardi, 2854 nucleotides. RefSeq names its product poly(A)-specific ribonuclease PARN-like. The record is from RefSeq and is a predicted model, not a curated record. Bases 224 to 1795 code for a protein of 523 amino acids. Gene Ontology annotation, biological process: nuclear-transcribed mRNA poly(A) tail shortening. The transcript is spliced from 11 exons. Gene Ontology annotation, cellular component: cytoplasm; nucleus. Gene Ontology annotation, molecular function: metal ion binding; poly(A)-specific ribonuclease activity; RNA binding. Lineage: Eukaryota; Metazoa; Arthropoda; Insecta; Hymenoptera; Figitidae.
UCGGCUUACUAAAUCGGCGUUAAAUGCAAAGUGAAAUAUAACCUAAAACUGCUAACAAACGAUCGUCCUCCUUUGUAAUGAGUUUUAUUUGAUUUUAAAAGAUUUGAGUUAACAAUUUUAUAUAAAUUCAUGAUUUAUAAUUCUGUUAAAUAAAUUAUUUAUAAUUAUUUAUUCUAUGUAUUUAUUUUUACAAUAAAUAUAACGGGGACGAUCAAAAUUAAAUAUGGAAGUUGUACGUACAAACUUUCAAGAUGUUAUGGAAGAAUUGGACAAGGUUUUAGAAGAUGCCUCAUUUUUGUGCAUUGACACAGAAUUUACUGGUUUAAAUCAAGGACCUGACAGUACACCGUUCGAUACACCUGCACAGUAUUACAGUAAACUUAGAUCGGGUUCAAUGAACUUUCUACUGGUACAAUUUGGACUUUCAGUUUUCACAUUUGACGAUAUUACGAAGAAAUAUAAUCAACGAUCUUAUAAUUUUUAUGCAUUUCCACAUCCUCUUAAUCGUGGAGCACCUGAUUGUCGAUUUAUUUGCCAAGCAUCAAGUAUAUCAUUCUUAGCGAGUCAGGGUUUUGAUUUUAAUAAAUUAUUUAAUUCGGGAAUUCCUUUUCUCACGAAAAAUGAAGAGGAAAGAUUACAAAAGAAAAUGGAGGAAAAGCAAAGGAUUCGCGAAGAGGGUCAAGAAAUAAUACCUAUUCCCGAUAGUGAUAAACAAACUAUUGAAGAAAUUCUUUCGAAAAUUGAAGAAUUCAUUAAUUCAGACGCCGACAAACUUUCGAUAGAUAGAUGUAAUGCCUUUAUCAGAAGGCUAGUUUAUCAAGAGGUGAAGAUGAAAUGGCGAAAGAAAGUUAAUUUAGAUUUUAAGGCAGAGGGACCAAAUCAAAUUUUGGUAGUGACAAAAGUUGGAACAAAAGAGGAGGAAGAGAAAAAAGAGGCCGAACGAAAAGAAAAGGAACAAUUAGAAAUGAAAGAUGCUAUUGGUUUAAGUGCAUUGUUAAAGAAAAUUUCUAAUUCGGGAAAAUUGAUUGUUGGACACAAUAUGUUACUGGAUCUUUGUCAUAUUAUUCGACAAUUCUUUAAUCCAUUACCCGAAACAUAUUCGGAAUUUAAAGCACUCGUUCAUGGCUUAUUUCCAAAAAUAAUAGAUACAAAAAUAAUAAGCCAAUCAGCACAAUUGAAGGACAAAGUUCCUUUAACAAAUUUGCAGUAUCUUUUAGAUACUUGCAGUAAAGAACCAUUUUCACUUCCGGACGUUAUUCCUGUAAAAGAUCGCAGUUAUUCAAUAACAACGGAAAAAUGUCACGAAGCUGGUUAUGAUGCAUUCAUGACUGGAAUGUGCUUUAUCGCUAUGAAAAAUUAUCUUGGGUCCCUAGAAUCUCCAUCAGUGGAUAUUGUUCUUCCUGACUCACCUUUAUUAAAUUCGUUUCUCAACAAACUCAUUAUCGUUAGACUGAAGGAUGUACCCCACAUUAACUUAGUGGGAAAUGAUCCCUCGCCCAGCAGAGAACAUGUAUUUUAUAUAACAUUUCCACGUGAAUGGAAGGGAAAUGAUAUAUCAAAAUUAUUUACAGCUUAUGGCGGUGUUUUUGUAUCAUGGCUAUCCGAUACAUCGGCUUUUGUCAGUUUAUAUAAACGAGAUCAAGUUAAAAAUGUUCUCAAAAAAGUGAAGAAUACAAAAUUUUUUACAAUUAAAAAAUUUGCCGAUCAUCAAAAGUCAAUAGAGCCAUUUGAUCAAGGACUUAAAUUGCGAAAACGAAAAUUGGAAUCGUCUGAGAGUAAACUUAGAUUUAUAUGAACACAUGUUGGUUUGUGAGCAAAAAUAUUCAAAAGGAGAGAAGAUUUAUUUAUUUUAUUUUAUUUUUUUCGAUUUCAAAUGUGAAUGAAGCGCAGCGCGUGCAAGCUGCCUUCAGUCCCGACAGUCAUGAUUCAAACGUUAAAGCGAAAUACAGUACUAUGCAAAUUAGCGUUGUGUCGCAUACGAUAGUGUGUACCUGCAAUUCCAAUGUUUAUUCCUAUCUAUAUUUGGAGUAUGGAUUACAAGACAUUGAGAGAGAAUGAAAGAAAGCCCAUUGGGGGAGAGAGAGACAGUGUUUCCUGAACAUCACGAGACACUAUCAACCUUUUGUAUAUAUAUAUAUAUAUAGGGAAAAAUCACUUGUUUCUCUUUAUGUAUAGAAGUUCAUAAACUUUACAAGAAAUAAAAGAAAAAGAAUAAAAAAAAAAACGAUGGACAAUGUUCUUGAAAGAUAUAAGAAAAUAUAUAUACCUAAUUCAGAAUUAAAUGUGGAAAAUGAAAUUAAUUUAUUUUAUUUAUCUUCGAAAAAAAAAAUGGGCGCAUAAUUGUAAAGAAAUAUAAAAAAUAAAAUAUUUUAUAAUUUAUAACAUCAAAAAGUGAUUUGGAUUUUUUUUUAAUUAUAAACAAAAUGGGGUCGAUUUUUUUUUUAAUUGAAGAAACAAAUUUUAUUUUCAAGAAUAUUUUGCUUCCUCAUAGAAAAUGAUUGUAUUUUAUUCUGUAUAAUUAUUUUAAUAAAAUUAAUAAUUUAAUGAAAUAGUCUAAUUUAAUGAAAAUAUAAAACAAGAUCUGAAACUAAUUGGAAAAUAUAAUUAAAAAUAGAGUAAUUUUUAUUCUUUUUUUUCUCAGUUGUUGAGAAAUGAGAAAAAAAUUAAUGACGAUGAUGUAAUAUUAUUAAAAAAAAAAAAAAAAAAAAAUGAAGCUUCUCCCACAGGAACAGGUAUCAAGGGGAAGAAAGCGGUGGUGGAUUUCCAUGCAUAAUGCGAAUAGACGUUUGCGUACACCUUUUCUCUUCCUUUUGAUACACAGCUGCAUCUUAUGGCAACGCCCUCGGGAUUGCAC